Molecule: messenger RNA, 760 nt
Organism: Halteromyces radiatus
Lineage: Eukaryota; Fungi; Mucoromycota; Mucoromycetes; Mucorales; Cunninghamellaceae
Exons: 2
Coding region: 125-715 (196 amino acids)
Biological process (GO): positive regulation of transcription by RNA polymerase II
Molecular function (GO): DNA-binding transcription factor activity, RNA polymerase II-specific
Source: RefSeq, a predicted model, not a curated record
CUUUUUCUUCAAAAAAAAAACAACUGUUUUUGAUCUAUUUUCUUCCAUUGGGUGGUGGUUAUAGAUCUGUUUUUUUUUUAUUAUUAUCUUUUGAUCUUUGUUAUAAAUAUUAUUUUGGCAAAAUAUGUCCCAGCAAACUACUACUGAUGCUUUGGCCGCUUUGUUGUCGUUACCUAUGGAUUUUACUAUUGACCCGUUGGUAACACUUCAUUCUUCUUCCAAUCAACCUUUAUUUCCUCUUACUUCUGAUUUGAUUCCACAAAAAGAUGAAGAAGAUUCACAAAGUACAACAAGUUCUUCUCCUUCUUUAUCUUCUGAUACAUCAUCAAUGUCCCAAAAGAAGAAAGUAGUGAAUAAACCUAUAAUCAAGAAAUCAAGAUUAUCUUUGGAAGAUAAAGACCAAAAGACAAAAGAAAGAAUAUUACGAAAUCGUGCAGCUGCUCAAGAAUCCCGUGACAAGAAACGACGUUAUGUGGCAGAUUUGGAAAGCAAUAAUGAACAAUUACGAAAUGAAAAUGAAUCUAUGAACAAACGUAUCAAACUUUUGGAAACACAAAAUCAAUCACUUACAACACAAUUAUCUGACUUUACUCGACAAAUUGCAGAACUACAACAACAACUCAAAUUCACAAACACAUCAUCUUCUCUACUUGUCCAUGGCUUUUGCGAUUCAGCACGGAUCGCGAAGAGGUUAUUUUACUUGAUAUGCUUAUAAUUCACAAUCCUUUUUUAUUGCUUCUCUUUUUUUUUUUUUUUUUUU